CGCUGGCUGCCUGCGCGGUGCAGGAGGGAGGGGAGCGGGGCCUGCGGCCGGCCGGUGCUUGCCGCCAAGCUUGGCUCUUUUAUCUGGGGUUUGCAGCUGUGCGUUUGAAGCUGAAGGAGCCCGAGAACAGACGCGGGGCUCCAUUCUGCGUUUGACUGAUGAAGAACCUGAGCCCGUAGAGCUAAAGUGGCAUAGCCCAAGGUCGCCCAGGUCCGCCCCUUCCCGAGCAGGGUCAUGCUCACCUUCAUGGCCUCUGACAGCGAGGAGGAAGCAUGCGACGAGCGGACGUCCCUGAUGUUGGCCGAGAGCCCCUCGCCACGCUCCUGCCAGGAGGGCCGGCUGGGCGAGGAGGACGGGGACAGUGCUGCUCAGUGGAGGGGCCAGGAGAGUGAGGAGGACUGUGAAGACGACCCUGACCACUACAUCUGUGGUGGGGUUCCCGGGCGGCCGGCAGGCCUGGAGGAGGAGCUGACACUGAAGUAUGGGGCGAAGCACGUGAUCAUGCUGUUCGUGCCCGUCACGCUGUGCAUGGUCGUGGUGGUGGCCACCAUCAAGUCUGUGCGCUUCUACACGGAGAAGAACGGUCAGCUUAUCUACACGCCGUUCACUGAGGACACGCCCUCCGUGGGCCAGCGGCUGCUCAACUCUGUGCUGAACACGCUCAUCAUGAUCAGCGUCAUUGUGGUCAUGACCAUCUUCCUGGUGGUGCUGUACAAGUACCGCUGCUACAAGUUCAUCCACGGCUGGCUCAUUAUGUCCUCCCUCAUGUUGCUGUUCCUGUUCACCUACAUCUACCUCGGGGAAGUGCUCAAGACCUACAACGUGGCCAUGGAUUACCCCACGCUCUUCCUGACCGUGUGGAACUUCGGGGCGGUGGGCAUGGUGUGCAUCCACUGGAAGGGGCCGCUGGUGCUGCAACAGGCCUACCUCAUCAUGAUCAGUGCCCUCAUGGCCCUGGUGUUCAUCAAGUACCUCCCAGAGUGGUCUGCGUGGGUCAUCCUGGGCGCCAUCUCCGUCUAUGAUCUUGUGGCGGUGUUGUGCCCCAAAGGGCCACUGAGAAUGCUGGUGGAGACUGCCCAGGAGAGGAAUGAGCCCAUCUUUCCUGCACUGAUUUACUCAUCUGCCAUGGUGUGGACAGUGGGCAUGGCAAAGCUGGACCCGUCCUCCCAGGGUGCCUUGCAGCUGCCCUAUGACCCAGAGAUGGAAGAAGACUCCUACGACAGUUUUGGGGAGCCCUCGUACCCUGAUGUCUUUGAGCCUCCCCUGCCUGGCUACCCCGGGGAGGAACUGGAGGAAGAGGAGGAAAGGGGCGUGAAGCUUGGCCUGGGCGACUUCAUCUUCUACAGUGUGCUGGUGGGCAAGGCGGCAGCCACGGGCAGUGGGGACUGGAACACCACGUUGGCCUGCUUCGUGGCCAUCCUCAUUGGCUUGUGUCUGACCCUCCUGCUGCUUGCGGUGUUCAAGAAAGCACUGCCCGCGCUCCCCAUCUCCAUCACCUUCGGGCUCAUCUUCUACUUCUCCACCGACAACCUGGUGCGGCCCUUCAUGGACACCUUGGCCUCGCACCAGCUCUACAUCUGACCUGCGGACGCCUCACCGGACGCAGCCCUGUAGUUUUACACUCUAGUGCCAUAUAUUUUUAAGACUUUUCUUUCCUUAAAAAAAUGAUACUGUGCUCACUUUGUGAUGAGAAACAGAAGCCGCUUUUUGGUGCUAGCUGUUUUGUCCCCAGACUCCGCCUCACCUGUGUGUGGGCCUCGUGUCACCCACAGAACUGGGAAGGCCGAGGGGCUGCAGGCUGGGAGAGGAUGCCCUUCCCCUCCCUAGAGGACCGGGGGCCUUGAAGGCACAGGAAGGAGGUGAGCAGUGAGCUCCGGGCUUUCUCUGUGGUGCCCCUGUUAUUUUAUUCCGUUUAGGAACCGAGUCCUGGUCUCCCUGCUGGGGCGUGGGUUAACGUGUACAUCAAUAAAGCGAUGCCUCCUGUCGUGA
This is a messenger RNA of Cavia porcellus (domestic guinea pig), 1989 nucleotides long. RefSeq names its product presenilin 2 (gene Psen2). Bases 235 to 1581 code for a protein of 448 amino acids. Lineage: Eukaryota; Metazoa; Chordata; Mammalia; Rodentia; Caviidae. Gene Ontology annotation, molecular function: aspartic endopeptidase activity, intramembrane cleaving. Gene Ontology annotation, biological process: membrane protein ectodomain proteolysis; amyloid precursor protein catabolic process; negative regulation of apoptotic process. The transcript is spliced from 11 exons. Gene Ontology annotation, cellular component: plasma membrane; cell surface; mitochondrial inner membrane. The record is from RefSeq and is a predicted model, not a curated record.